Dreissena polymorpha is the source of this 2032-nucleotide messenger RNA. RefSeq lists its product as uncharacterized. The transcript has 5 exons. The record is from RefSeq and is a predicted model, not a curated record. NCBI's taxonomy places the organism in Eukaryota, Metazoa, Mollusca, Bivalvia, Myida, Dreissenidae. Bases 104 to 760 code for a protein of 218 amino acids.
AUUCAAGCAUUUAUAGAGUAACUGAAACUCACCAUUGUUUUAUAAAUAUUGUGAAUGUAUACAGAAUCAAAAUCUUCACUUUAAAUCAGUUGAAAUUAUUACAAUGGCUGGAUUCUCAUUUUGGAAGUUCUGUGUACACUUUUGGAUCGCAUGCUGUAUUCCGGUUAGAAGCCGUCAGAGUCAGCAUGACUGGGUUAAAACCAAUAUGUCGUCGUUUGAAAACUGCAACAGGACUGAAGCUGUUGUAUACGGUUAUAACCUAACCGUUUCACCCAGCCCUAUUAUUCUUCAUCCGGACAUACAUGACAACACCGUUCCACCAAUUAUCAGAGUGCAGGGUCAUGUUAUCGUGACGAGAAAAAUACCUUCCCAUGAAAGCGGAACAUUUGAGCUCCUGAACUCGUUCAUUUUGUCAGCAGACAACACAACCACUGAACUCUGUCAGAUCCUACCACUUGACUUCUGUCACGUGACAGACGUAUGUCAUAUUCUUAGCGAAUGGAUGAAGUUAACAUUCUGUCCCAUCUUGUUCGACAACGGCAGCGGUCCUAAGGGAUGGAAUUGCAAAUGCCUGUUCGAACAGGGGACGUACAUAAUGCCGCGAGGAGCAUUUCCAGUAAACGUAUUUUUUCCAUUUCGACUACAUGCGGAUUUCAAUAUCAUAGCGAAGAUCAAAGAAAAUGGAGUACCAUUGGGAUGCGGCUCAUUCAAAUUUUCAGUGCGGAAAGCGACUGAUCCCGAAGUUUUCAAUGUCACGUAGAGGUCAUCGUAAAUGUGCCGUGGACAACAAGGAUGUCGGAUUGACAAUACCGUCACUUUUUUAUGUGGCUUUUGUUGCUUUAUUAUAUAAAAAGAGGCAUAGGUUUAUUCUUGAACUAGAAGACAAUCAAAAUAGUGAAAUUAAACAGGCAUGUUCAUGUUUCUUCGAACUUAUUCAUACUCGGUUGCAAUGUGUUCACGAAGGGACAAUUACAACUGACACGAUCCGACAUAAUCUCCAUUUAAGAUACAAUUACCAACGGUUCUUUGGGAGUGUUUGAAAUAUGUUGCAAUUCGACACCAUCAUCACGAUCGGGAAUUUAAUGCAUGCCCAAAUGAUACGGUACGAUUUAAACGACAGCGAUGUAUUUUACGUUUAAAUUGAUGGCAUCCACGGACUGGACCCGAAUGAUCACCACUAUAUGUACGAAUAUAAAAGGAUCGUGUUCCCCAAAGUAGUUUGACACUAAUAAAUGCACGCCGUUACAAUACACUAUCGUCAAUGAUAUUUUUCGCGACCGCUUAUGACUGGACAUUGGCUCUAUCUUCGAAAUUUCCAGAAUAUCCCAUAACCAGCUGGGUAUUCGCAACACGUUGAAUAGACAAUACAAUUUAGCAAAGAUUCAACCCUGGCUCGAUAUUCACAAUAUUCUGAAUACUAAAUACCAAACCGGGAUAUCGUCCUUGGCUCGAAAUUCGCUCAAAUUCGAAAUCUCAAUACUCAACGGUGUAGUUUGCAAUAGCUCGAUAUACGCUUACAUUCGAAUACUCAAGAUCCAGAUGUAAUUUGUGUAAUCUCGCUACGAAAUUUUGUAACGAGUUAAGUCAAAAUAUAGACCAAAGAUUAAUACGAAAUAAACACUAGUCAAUCUCAUACUGAUAUGGCUGGAAAGUGAGCGUCAUUAAAAAAGUAAAAAGGAUUUAAAACGGCGAAAAAUACUUAUCUCGGCAUGGACGUCGCCAUCUUGAAUUCCUUCAGAUCAUCACGUGAUUAUCCCCGUUGUUCGACUUGAUUUCUAUUUAGAAAACAAAUAGGGUACUCGUAUACCGAAUUCCAUUUUCAUGGUUUGGUUUUGCUUGAAUUGUUUAGUUUCUAAACGCUGAGUACAUAUUUCAAAAAACAAAUUCUGCACAAAGUACUGUUGUGAAUUCAGGACAAUGCCAGGGUCGUUAUUAUUCACGGUUCGAAUUUAUUAUUUUAUAGCGAUAAAAUACGUUGUUUUUUUUUAAACAAUGUCGGUGUAUGAUUCUUUCAACUACUUUAUAGAUUCCU